Knipowitschia caucasica is the source of this 675-nucleotide messenger RNA. NCBI's taxonomy places the organism in Eukaryota, Metazoa, Chordata, Actinopteri, Gobiiformes, Gobiidae. The record is from the annotation of a GenBank genome assembly.
AUGCAAGCAGCUCAGCAGCUUCGCAAGAUGAAGUUGUUGCUCAAUGGGCUUUCAUACGGGCUGCUGACCUGCACCAGAGGACCCUGUCCCGUCCAAGGAUGGAAGUCGUGUGGUGUCUAUACCUUUUCACAGAGAAACACCCUCCUGGUACAAUCUACCACUCAACUCACACCAACCACCAGAUACUCAAAUAAUGCCACACAGUCCUACUCCAUGAUCUACAGUCUGCCACAUAUCAAGUUCCUCAGGGCAGUGUCUCGACUCAAACUUAUCCAGACCGGCAUCACGUUGGCUAUUUUACCCCCAGUAUACUAUUCUUACUUACAAGGAGAUUUGUCCAUGUUCGUCGUUGGUUACGCCACAGGAAUAGCUGGUUUUGCUGGUGUCAUGUUGUACACAGCCAGUUAUUUCUCCAGAAGAGUGGUUGGGAUGAUGUACCUGGACUCCUCACAGGAAACACUUAAAGUUUCCCAUCUGACGUUUUGGGGAAAGCGCACUGACCGUUUCUUCCCCGUGUCGGACGUGAUGACUAUUGCAGAUACAGGUGACUCCACGAGCGAGACUAUACUGAGACUGAAGACCUACAGCAGCCCAGAGACCUUUUACUUCUCCACUAAUUACGGACGUGUUGUUGACCGGGACGGAUUUGAGAAAGUGUUUGGAAAACUAAAAUGA